AUGGCAGCGCCCAGCCUGCUGCGCGGGGGCUUUAGGCGGUUAUUCACCGGGCUCUUCGGGAAUGGCUGGACCUCGCCACCGGCCCGAGGCCUCCGGGAAGUCGUUGAGGUGACUGAAGGCAACACGACCACAAUUGAAGGGAGAAUUAUAGAGGAUCCUGAAAUACCAACUCCUCCAAACCCUUCUGGCCAGUGUCCUAUCUGCCGCUGGAACCUGAAGCAUAAGUAUGACUAUGUGGAUGUCUUGCUGCUGAGUCAGUUUAUCCGUUCUGAUGGAGGGAUGCUGCCACGAAGGAUCACAGGUCUCUGUCUGGAGGAGCACAGGAAGAUUGCUGUCUGUGUGCAAAUGGCUCAUCGUGCAGGUUUGUUGCCAAACCACAGGCCUCCACUUCCUGAAGGGCAUGUUCCCAAGAAACCCGUGCUCAACAGGUAUCUGACUCGCUGGUCCAUCAGAUCUGCAAAGCCCAUCUGGAAGAGAGGCCCUAAAUGGUGCAAAAAACCCUUUCCAGUUGGACACCCAUUGCUGAAGGAUAAUGUCAAAUAUACACACAAGCCUCUCCUUUUAAAUCACUAGUGGCCAGAACUGGCACAGUCAGUAUACACAGUGGGUUUCCAGUGUUUUGGUUUUUUUGCAAGCGUGCCAGUAUCUCCAAUUUUCUUACUCCAAAACUGUCAUUAGUACUCUAUAUUGUCUCCAGUGAAUGAUGUGUGAUCUGCUCCUCUAGGAGAAUACAAGAUUCAGCAAAGCAAAGUUCAGGUUGCAAAAUUAUUUGGAGAAAGCAGGGGCAAAGACUUUAGUCUCAAAGCCAGAAAGGAUCUGAAGGCUUUUGUGUCAUUAUGGUCCAUAACUAGAUUUGGAAAAGGAGGUUUCCUUUUUUCCAGCAGUGAAUGGUGAUUCCUUGUUAACAUGUGUUUCAACUCAGAUUUGCUUCAUUUGGACUUUUAAACCUGUGACACUGAUGGAACAAAAAAAGUCUCCUGCAGCACUCUAAUUUCCUUGGCAGUAACAGAAAUUGUUAAUGACUACUGAAAUGAUUUUUUUAAUAAUCUCUACUAUCUGUAAUUUGCAGCAGAACACCUGUAGCAGUGGCAGACAGGCAUGUGUGCAUCUUACCAUGUCCCUUUAAAGAAUUCCUGGCUUGUGCUUCACUCCUGGAUCUAGCAAAUACAGAAUG
Molecule: messenger RNA, 1174 nt
Organism: Indicator indicator
Lineage: Eukaryota; Metazoa; Chordata; Aves; Piciformes; Indicatoridae
Gene: MRPS18A
Product: mitochondrial ribosomal protein S18A
Exons: 6
Coding region: 1-573 (190 amino acids)
Biological process (GO): mitochondrial translation
Cellular component (GO): ribosome; mitochondrial small ribosomal subunit
Molecular function (GO): structural constituent of ribosome; small ribosomal subunit rRNA binding
Source: RefSeq, a predicted model, not a curated record